Molecule: messenger RNA, 1941 nt
Organism: Gastrolobium bilobum
Lineage: Eukaryota; Viridiplantae; Streptophyta; Magnoliopsida; Fabales; Fabaceae
Product: pentatricopeptide repeat-containing protein At5g06540
Exons: 1
Coding region: 1-1869 (622 amino acids)
Biological process (GO): RNA modification
Molecular function (GO): protein binding; zinc ion binding; RNA binding
Source: RefSeq, a predicted model, not a curated record
AUGAAAAUGACUAGCAUCGGUGCUAGCAACUCAAUUCUGAAAACGCUGAGGCUGAAGAAUCCUAAGCUUGUGUUAUUGGAGCAAUGUUCCAAUGUUUGGGACCUCAAGAUUAUCCAUGCACAUAUGUUAAGAACCUAUGUGUUCUUCGACGUGUUUGCGGCCAGUCGCAUUGUUGCUUUCUGCGUAGACUCAACUAACUUACUUGAUUACGCCACCGGGGUCUUAUCCCAAAUAGAGAAUCCCAACCUCUUCAUCUACAACGCGCUGAUACGAGGUUGUUCCAACAGUGAAAACCCAGAAAAUUCAUUUCACUAUUACAACCAAGCGCAACGCAUUGGUCUCUUGCCUGAUAAUAUCACUCACCCUUUUUUGGUUAAGGCAUGUGCUCAGCUUGAGUCUGCAGCUAUGGGCAUACAAGCUCAUUGUCAAAUCAUUAAGCAUGGGUUUGAACAAGAUUGUUAUGCCCGAAACUCUCUUGUUCAUAUGUAUGCUACUGUUGGGGAUAUGAAGGCUGCAAGGUGCAUUUUUCAGAGGAUUUAUGGGUUUGAUGUUGUCUCCUGGACUUGCAUGAUUGCGGGUUAUCAUAAAUGUGGGGAUGUUGAAUCUGCGCGCCAACUGUUUGAAAUUAUGCCGGAGAAGAAUUUGGUGACUUGGAGCACGAUGAUUAGCGGUUAUGCCCGGAACAAUCGUUUUGAUAAAGCGGUUGAUCUGUUUCGCGUUUUCCAGGCAGAAGGGAUGGUGGCUAAUGAAGCUGUCAUGGUGGGUGUGAUAUCCUCUUGUGCUCAUUUGGGGGCUCUUGCUAUGGGGGAGAAAGCUCAUGAGUAUGUGAUGAGAAAUAACUUGACUUUGAAUCUGAUUCUUGGGACAGCUGUUGUUGACAUGUAUGCAAGAUGUGGGAAUGUUGAGAAAGCUAUUCAGGUUUUUGAGCAACUGCCAGAAAAGGAUGCACUUUGUUGGACAGCUUUGAUUGCUGGACUAGCCAUGCACGGAUAUGCAGAGAAAGCACUUGAGUGUUUUUCAGAAAUGAUGAAAACAGGGCUAGUUCCUAGAGACAUUACAUUUACUGCAGUGUUGACAGCUUGCAGCCAUGGAGGACUGGUUGAAAGGGGUAUGGAAAUAUUUGAAAGCAUGAAAAGAGAUCAUGGGGUAGAACCAAGAUUGGAGCAUUAUGGAUGUGUGGUUGACCUACUUGGCCGUGCAGGGAAACUUGCUGAGGCAGAGAAAUUUGUUCUUGAAAUGCCUGUGAAGCCAAAUGCUCCAAUAUGGGGAGCACUGCUAGGAGCUUGCAGGAUUCACAGAAAUGUUGAAGUUGGGGAAAGGGUGGGAAAGAUUUUGAUCCAUAUGCGACCAGAACAUAGUGGUUAUUAUGUUCUGCUCUCUAAUAUAUAUGCUCGCACAAACAAGUGGAAAGAUGUUACUAUUAUGAGACGAAUGAUGAAGGAAAAAGGAGUUAGAAAGCCACCUGGGUAUAGUCUCAUUGAGAUAGAUGGAAAAAUUUAUGAAUUUACUAUUGGAGAUAAAUCACACCCAGAAAUAGAGAAAAUAGAAAGAAUGUGGGAAGAUAUACUCCAAAAAAUAAAAUUAGCAGGAUAUAUUGGAAAUACAGCUGAAGCAUUGUUUGACAUUGAUGAAGAGGAAAAGGAAGAUGCACUUCACAGGCAUAGUGAGAAGCUGGCCAUUGCAUAUGGAAUUAUGAAGGUUCGAGCCCCCACACCUAUUCGGAUUGUGAAAAACUUGCGUGUCUGUGAAGAUUGUCACACAGCUACGAAGCUGGUUUCAAAGGUUUUCAAAGUAGAGUUGAUUGUGAGAGAUAGGAACCGAUUCCAUCAUUUUAAAGAAGGCACGUGUUCUUGUAUGGAUUACUGGUAAAGUGGUACGUAACUUUUUAUGGGGUUCAGGGUUUUGGAGGUACAUGAAAAUUAGUGAUGCCCUAGACAAGUU